AGUCGAUUCUCUAUGACAUUUUCGUGGCACUUUUUCUAGGCCUAUAAUAUAAGGCUUAUAGCUUCAAUAAAUUUAUGUAGCUCUAUGUGUUCUCUUUGGUUUCCAACUUUAGCAAAUAAAAACCAAAAUUAGUUUCACAGGCGAAUUUCACCUAACCAGUACUAAGCAUUUGCGGUGUCUCUAUUCUGAUGACUCAAAGUCUAAAUGAAGAGCUUCAUUCAGGAAAAUCUGAGUACCAAUUUUUUACCCGUUCCAUAAUUUGCAGUCAAGGCCAGAAAAGGUCUUUUUGAAUCGAUAUUCGAUUUCUGGAAUCUAAUUAGGUUUUUCGAAUUACAGAAAUAAUUCCUUACUCGAAACAUCGAACUGACGUCGUUCGGUGUAGGCACGUAAUUAAACGUUAUCGUUGAAAGAGAUGAAGAAACGCAAUGAAGCUUAUCAUGGAAGAUACAAACAGUUUGGCAAUUGUACCUGAUGAUGUGUUGUUAGGGAUAUUCGCCUUUCUUUCGCUUAAAGAUCGAUGCAUUUCCCAAAGAACUGCUCGAAGAUGGCAGAUACUAAUGGAAGAUGCGUCUUUAUGGCAAAGUAUAAAUAUUUCGAAAGAGAGGAGUUUACGCCGAAGAAUAACAAACCGAGCUUUUAGAUCGCUUCUUGGGAAGUAUGGAAACAGUAUUAAAAAAAUUAAUGUAAAGGGAUGCGCUCGACUAACUGAUGACUCCUUGACAGCCAUUGCGAGGUACUGUCGAAAUUUAGAGACGCUGAACGUAAAGGGUUGUUUUCGUAUGACGCACUACGGGCUUACGCGCGUCGCCGUUAAAUGUGCGAGAAUUCAAGCAAUCAGUCUAUUUAUGACCGGCGCUAAAGAACAGACAUGCCACGCUUUUCUACUUCGUGGAAUAUUGAAUAGUAUUGAACUUCCAGACCACAUACACUGUGGAAGGUUGCUGCAUGAGUUGAUAAACAGGUGUGGAAAACUCAAAGUUCUCAGCGUGCACGAUGUAAUGCCAUUUGCUGACGAUAACGAAGCAACAAUAACUAAUAGAGACUUGAUUUCUCUAUCAAAAAGGUUCCCAAUGAUAGAAAAACUUCGUUUGGACUGGUGUUGCAACUUAACAGAUGCAGGUCUAAAUUCCUUGGCAGAAGUCUGUGUUCAACUAAAGAAAAUUCAUUUACGGGAAUGCCACGAAAUCUCUAGAGAGGGCAUAGUAGCCAUAAUUACUAAAUGCAAAAAUCUUGAAAAUCUCAUUCUCGAGCAUCUGUUUUUCAGACGAGGCCGCAUCACUAUGCAAAUUACUACAGGGUUAUCAAUGCUAAAGAAACUGAAAAUUUCCGAUGUUUCAUUUGCAGAAGAUGACCUCGUGAGCAUACUAGCCCUGCCCAGUAAACUCGAAUGUGCUUUCCUUGAGGAUACAACAUUUAUGCGGCAAAAAGUCUCUGAUGACGUAUUAAAAACAUUGGCAGCGAAAUGCAAGGGCCUAAAACAUCUGCGAAUGGACACCAUGCUCGAUAUCCGGAGUGUGAUGGACCAUGUAUGUAAGAUGAAGCGACUGGAACAGCUCUUUGUAUGCUGCACGGAUGACAGCGGUCCAUUCGAUCAAGACCUUCUUGUGACGUCAUGUGUUCGUCUACAGACUGCAGAGUUUCGGUACCGGAACAAAAUUCUGGAGAUGCGAAAUAGGUCCGAUUGGUCAGUGCAGAAAAGGUCCCAUGUGUUUUUCAAAGACGACGAAUAAAGCAAAGGAAACUUUUCUUGCUAAAAGAAAACCUCUAUUUCGUUACAAUUUGAUAGCAACACGUAAACAUGUAAAUGUUCAGACGUUACAAAGACGAACAUGGACUGACAUCAAGUUACGUGAUACACAAUUAUUUAUAAAUGCAAAAACAAGAUAGGAGAUAGUGAGAGAAUAUUUUGGGAAGUGAUACGACCAGGGCAGGACAACUGCACUCUCAGUUUAUUCACACAAAUCCUGAAAGACUUUGACAACGAACAAGAUAUGAAGCACGGUACUUGAAGGGCAGGCCUUCCUUAAAACAGCAUGAAAGCUUGCAUGCACCACAAACUUAGUUUCUGACUCCUUAAAUAAAGCGAACAAUAAAAAUCUUUCUGGCAGAAUCCCUGAAAAUUAAUGGUUCGGUUGAAUAAAUUUCAUCGUUUCAUAAGAAGGCUCAACACAGAGAAACGCAGAUCACAUAUAUGUAUAAUCCAUUCAAAGCGAACACCAGUUGGAAAUGAAAAGAGCCAGAUUUCAUUAACGGAGCAAUAAUUGAAAAUCUUAAUUUAUUAAAAAGAAGAUCUGCAGGAGGAAUGAAAACUUUUUAUUGGAAAUAUUGAUAUGACGUUCCGUUUCAGAGCUUUUGAAAAUUUCCAAUUGAAGAUGAGGGUGCCGUUUUGUUUGCAAAAAGACCUUAACACAAAGGAGAAAAACAGUAUUUCUUGAAAAAACAGGCUAUAAAACAUAUUUGCAGUAGACGCCAUUUGGUGUAUAGAACAAAACAGCUUGCUACUCCAAGUUUCACGCUUUAUGCGACCAUCAGGCAACUUAAUAGCGUGCAAAGCCCUGUCUGUUCGGCAUUGAGCACUUUAUGACA
This is a messenger RNA of Rhopilema esculentum, 2586 nucleotides long. RefSeq lists its product as uncharacterized. Lineage: Eukaryota; Metazoa; Cnidaria; Scyphozoa; Rhizostomeae; Rhizostomatidae. Gene Ontology annotation, molecular function: protein binding. The record is from RefSeq and is a predicted model, not a curated record. Gene Ontology annotation, cellular component: SCF ubiquitin ligase complex. Gene Ontology annotation, biological process: SCF-dependent proteasomal ubiquitin-dependent protein catabolic process.